AUGGUGAAGGAGAAGAAGUGCUCUCUUGGUGAAGUCCAUACAGUUACCUUUCAAGUGGGUCAAAAGUAUAAAGGUAAAAAGGAAAUUAAGGACAAAGUCAACAAACUUGCCACUGAGACUAGAAGGAAUCUUGGGUUCAAGAAAAAUGACAAAACAAGGCUUAAGGUUGUGUGUAAAGGUAAUGUACCUAAUGUAAAUGCAAGUGAGACUUUAAGGUCAAAAGAUAGUGAUUAUUGGUAUGUGAAAACUUUACUGUACAAACAUACUUGUGUUCAAACUAGAAAACUUAGGGCUUGCACUACGAAGUAUAUAUCCACAGAAAUCUUAGACAUGGUCGAGUCUAACCCUACUGUACCCCUUCGAAGCAUUCCAGACCAAGUUCAGAAAAGGCUUCAAGUUGGUGUGUCCAUACACAAAGUACAGAGGGCAAAAGCAACAACUACAAAGCAAGUGACUGGUGACUACACAAAGCAAUACAUGGUGUUAAAAGAUUAUCUUAUGGAACUACAAGAAACUAAUGUGGAUACAACUGUGAAACUUGAGGUUGUUAAUGAGCCUAACAAUGCUAGAGAAACAAGGCAGUUUAAAAGGGUGUAUAUUUGCUUAGGGGCAUUAGAUAAAGGGUUUAAAGCAGGCUUAAGAGAUAUUCUCGGACUAGAUGUUGUUUUUAUGAAAGGACCAUUUCCAGGCCAAGUACUCACUGCAGUUGGAUUGGAUUCAAACAAUGGCAUAUACCCACUUGCAUAUGCCAUUGUUGAGACUGAAAAUAUGAGUAGCUGGAAAUGGUUUCUAGAAUGCUUAAGAUAUGACUUAGAGUUGUACUCAAAUUCUAACUUUACUUUCAUGAGUGAUAGACAAAAGGGACUCUUACCUGCUAUUGCACAACUAUACCCACAAGCUAAGCAUCGUUUCUGUCUAAGGCAUAUUUAUGAAAAAAUGAGGAAAAAUGGAAAACAAAAGAGCAGAGCAGGAUCAGAUAUAUUGCUCAACAAUUUGUGUGAGGUUUUCAACAUUAAGCUUAUUCACGGUAAGAAUAAGCCCAUCAUAAGUUGUCUUGAGUACAUCAGGCAGUACCUUAUGAAGAGGAUCUGCAAUGUGAAGAAAGUGAUGUCUAAAGCUCCAGGUCCACUCACUCCAACAUCAUCAAAGUUACUUGAGAGAAAUGGGGAAGCUUCAGUCCAAUAUAGGCCUAGAUGGAAUGGGACUGCAAAGUAUGAAGUUUAUGGUCCUUGGCAUGACCAGCAUGUGGUUGACAUGACAAAUAUGUCAUGUACAUGCAAAAGGUGGGAGUUGAAUGGGAUUCCAUGCAGACAUGCCAUAGCUACAAUACAUGAAAUGGCUGAUAGUGGAGACAAAGUUGGGGAGCUUUACACUUAUGUCAACAAACUGUAUUGGCUUCAAACUUGGAAUGAGGCUUAA
Molecule: messenger RNA, 1419 nt
Organism: Lactuca sativa (garden lettuce)
Lineage: Eukaryota; Viridiplantae; Streptophyta; Magnoliopsida; Asterales; Asteraceae
Molecular function (GO): zinc ion binding
Source: RefSeq, a predicted model, not a curated record